UGAGGAGGGUGAAGGGGUCAACAUAGAGGCACGCCAUUCCCAAACAGCUCAUCGGAGGGCUAGCGGUGGAAGAACCUCAAGGCUCCAAACCACAGACAGGAAGCAGAGAAGAGGAUGGAAGGAAGCUCUCGCCCCAGACUAGACGCUGGCUUGCUUUGCUUCACAACACUCUGGUUGUGUACAGAGCUAGUGCUAGCCACCAACAGCGGGCCCCAGACAGGGAAAAUCUGCUGUUCUGUAACUCCUUCAGGGGAACCUCCCAAAUCCUGCGGCAAAUGCGGCGAUGGGAAAUGCUGCAUGGACAAAAAGUGCCAUCAAUGCCGGGUGCUCCCAACGUGCCCAGAAGGGCAGGAACGGCGCUGUUCAGGCACAAUUGAAUUCAGGUAUUUCUGCAGAUCAUGUCCCAACGGAACCUACUCUGAUCCUAAGAGUGACUGCUGCAUCCCUUGGACAGACUGCAAAAUUCUUGGGCUCCCAAUUCUGCAGCCGGGGAACAGUACCCAUGACGUGAAGUGCCGCCGGGAACUUAUCACCAUGGUUAUGCAACCUGAUUCCAUGGCCACAACUAUCUUGACUACCGUGACAGCCGCGGGUCUCUCCGUCCUCAUCCUGAUGACUUUCUUUUUACUCAUCUGCGUAUGGACACAGAAGAAGGAGAAAUUCCCUCUGGUGAAAGACCAAGAAUCCAUCAACCCUUCUAACCUCCUGGCAUCUCAGGGGCUUCAUCAUGAAGACACCUACAGCUGCCGGUUCCCAGAGGAAGAGCGUGGGGACAAAAUGGCCGAAGAGAAGGUCUCGUUGAGCUCCGCUGAAACACUGCCCUGCUCCUGGAGCUGAUUCACGAGUGUGGGUGUAACUCAUCUCUCGAUAUCGCUCGCCUCUAGGCGACUCGAGGCUGGACAUACAAAUGGCACCGGAUGCCUCGGGGAGGUGGAACGGGGACUGUGUGUCUCUGAGGUGUUUUCACUUAACAAUGGCUUCUCCCCCCCCCCACUUCUGCCAGUCGUCUCUUGAGAUCACCUGCUCAACUCUCCAUGAUGAUGCGAGGUUCCCUUUAAUGUCCCUGACAGGGAAAAUAAGAUUACAAUCUCUGGGAGAUGGUAAAGGAAAUCCCAGGCUCCCUUUCACUCCCGCUCUGCCCCAGAUGCCAAAGGUGCAGCAAUGCACCCUGUGAUAGGCUGGAAGGGGGGGGGAGAUGUAUUUAUGGGUAGUGCUACUGACUUUCGAUAUAUUUUUUUUAAAAAAACCAACCCUACUAAUCCUCUGCAUAGGCCCAGGGUGUGGAGUCUGGCGGGAGGUGGUAUGCGUUGGAGAUGGAGCCAACAUGGCAUCGAGAUAGUUAUGGGCGGAGCCUGGCAGGCGUUUGCAGGAUACGGGCGGAGCCUCUCAGAGUUGGGAGGGCAUGCAUUGCUAGUCCUACUCUGAGCAGACCCAUUGAAGUGAAUAGACAUGACUAACUUGGGUUCAUGAGUUUCAGUGGAUCUACAGCGAGCUGAGCUGAAUACAUGCCAGGCUUUUCAGACCUCAUUCCUGCUCCUUUGAUAGGAUGCGGUUUUACUGGGCAGAUCAGCCAACUCUCGGUCAGUUAGCAACUGCAUCUAUAUGGGUUGGGUUGCAAGAUACUCCCUCCACCCUCCACCCAGAAACAUCUUCUUUGCCAUAUUCAGAGAUAAUGGUACGCCCUUCAUUUCUAGGGCAGCCGUCCUCAAUUGUUGCCCUCUAGAUGUUUAGGACUACACCUCCCAUCAUCCUUGGCCAUUUGGCCAUGCUGGGGCUGAUGGGAGAUGAAGCCCAAAAUAUUUGAAGGCCACAAGGUUGCGGACUUCUGCUUUUUUGUGGGGGGAGGAAACCUUUCUCCUGUUCAUAACCACAGAGCAGAGACGCAGCUUAGAAUCUGCAAAACGGUGAUCUUCACAGGAUUUCCCUGUUACAAUUUUCUAUCUGAUGAAGACCUCCAGGUGCAGUCUUCCUGAAAGUUUUGCUGCACAUUUCUUGAGGUACCUCCUCAGGCUCCCAUCAAGAGGCCGUCUUGCAUUUUUCCUGUUUUGAGAAGCCUGCUUUGGAGAACCUGAGGGCGUUAUUUUUCCAUUUCUUUUCUUUUUCAAUCUUUUUUUUAUUUUAAAAGGCGCUUAUCUGAUGCAUGGAAGAAACUUUUGCUUUCAUCACAAAAUCAGCAUCGCCACCCCCGGCCCUUAGCGAGAAUCGCUUAAAAAAGAACCAAAACCAACCAGCGCCUUGAACUUAAGUUUCCGUUGUGAAACCCG
Molecule: messenger RNA, 2264 nt
Organism: Rhineura floridana
Lineage: Eukaryota; Metazoa; Chordata; Lepidosauria; Squamata; Rhineuridae
Gene: TNFRSF18
Product: TNF receptor superfamily member 18
Exons: 6
Coding region: 115-837 (240 amino acids)
Biological process (GO): positive regulation of cell adhesion
Cellular component (GO): external side of plasma membrane
Source: RefSeq, a predicted model, not a curated record